This is a messenger RNA of Colletotrichum aenigma, 906 nucleotides long. It is a transcript of the gene levS, whose product is annotated as Levansucrase. Bases 1 to 906 code for a protein of 301 amino acids. The record is from RefSeq and is a predicted model, not a curated record. The transcript has a single exon. Lineage: Eukaryota; Fungi; Ascomycota; Sordariomycetes; Glomerellales; Glomerellaceae.
AUGGCAGGCAAUCAAGACGCGGUUGCGGCAAGCAAUCAAGACGCAGCUGCGGCAAGCAACCAAGACGCGGUUGUGACAAGCAAUCAAGCCGCGGCUGCGGCAAGCAAUCAAGCCGCGGCUGCGGCAAGCAAUCAGGACGCGGCUGCGGCAGGCAAUCGAGACGCGGCUACGACAAGCAACCAAGACCACAAUCCACCUACUACUACAACGACUGCAACAUCUACAACGGCUGCAACGCCUGUCACGCCUGUUACGCCUGUUACGCCUGUUACGCCUGUUACGCCUGUUACGCCUGUUACGCCUGUUGGGCUUGUUGAGCCUGUCAAGCCUGUUGAACCUGUUGAGCCUGUCGAGCCUGUCGAGCCUGUUGAGCCUGUUCCGCCUGUUCCGCCUGCGGAAUCUGCAGUAUUUGCACCAAGACCCGACAAUUCUAGGUCGUUUAGCCUGUAUAUCCCAUUCAAGAUCAGGUUUUGGUUCCGUUGUCACUAUUGGAGCACCCGGGCGAGAAUGUCGUCGACGUCGAAGUCGAAUUUCCUGACCAAAUUCGAAUCUGGCGAUGAUAUCGAUCGUGCCGAUGCCGCGUUUCGAAUGGAUUGCAUUGAGACAAACGACAAUCUGCGCCGCAUAGUUGUCAGAGAAUACUACCAAGAGUGUAGGAGGAAGAAAAAUCCGACCAUCAAAGACCUGAAGAUUGCUUUGAUACGGGUAUGCCAGAAGAACAACGAGUCCACGGAUGAGACUAUCGCACGCUUUCGCGCCCGCUGGCCAUGGUCCUCGGAAGACGACCCAGACCCAAAUGACCGAAGGAUUAACGGCGUAUGGCAGGAUGGCACAUACGUCUUACCCGACAUAAUACCUGUAUCAAUUUUGAAAGUUACAAAGCCUGACGUCACUCAUUUCGAGUAG